GACAUGCCUAGCAAAGAUCAAGGAACGGUCCAAUCCAUCAUGUCCAGUCCAGAUGCUACCAUAGUCUUCGGACCAACAGGAAAUGUUGGUUCUGCCACCGCUCGUUGCAUGCGACAGCAUGGUACGAGAGUGGUGUUAGCAAUGCGAGACCCUCGAAAACCCAUUCCAGGUCUGACGGCCAGUCAAGAAGCAGAGGCACAAUUUGAGAGAGUUCAAGCUGAUCUUACGAAACCCGAGACGAUAAACAGUGCUGUGACCCAAACCAAAGCCAAACGUGCCUUUAUUUACGUGGCUUUCGGUACGCCCGACAACAUGAGAGCCAGUGUUACGGCGCUUCAAUCCGCCGGAAUUGAAUUCGUGGUCCUUCUGAGCAGCGACGCGAUCCAGGGAAGCCCCCGAGAUGUAUCGCCAGCAGAUUUUGUAGCUUGGGCCCAUGCGCAAGUGGAGAUCAACCUGGAGGAGAUAUUUGGUCCAGAACGGUUUGUCGCAGUAAGACCAACCUAUUUUGCCAGCAAUGCGUUGUGGUGGAAGAGAAUGAUCAGUGAAGGCGAAGUGAGGAUGGCGUAUCCGAACGCCAAAUUCGACUGGAUCUCACCUGAAGAUAUCGGCGUCGUGUGUGGUAACCUUCUUGCUGAAGGACCGCGUAUCUUUCACGAUACCAACAACAACGUCAUACGGCUUUCUGGACCGGAGCUCAUAUCUCUUGGAGACGCUGUUAGAAUCAUCGGGAGAGUGAUUGGCCAGAGUAUCGGGAUUACCGAGGUCGAUGAGCAGAAAGGUCUGGAGAUAUAUGUGGAUGAUUUUGGUAUACCUGAGUCUGUGGGGAAUGGCAUGCUUCAAGCAAUGAGAAUAAGUUCGUCUGAUGGAGGGGAGCAUGUGCUAUAUCCGAGUCAUGCUUAUGAGGAGGCCAAGGACAAUGUCAGAAAAUACGCACGGGGCCAGUUUACAACACUCCACGAGUGGGUGGCAGAGCACAAAGAUGAAUUUCUUACAUAG
Exophiala xenobiotica is the source of this 996-nucleotide messenger RNA. RefSeq lists its product as uncharacterized. Lineage: Eukaryota; Fungi; Ascomycota; Eurotiomycetes; Chaetothyriales; Herpotrichiellaceae. The transcript has a single exon. The coding region runs from base 4 to 996 and encodes 330 amino acids. The record is from RefSeq and is a predicted model, not a curated record.